This is a messenger RNA of Zea mays, 1619 nucleotides long. Its product is annotated as flavin-containing monooxygenase FMO GS-OX-like 9. Gene Ontology annotation, molecular function: N,N-dimethylaniline monooxygenase activity; NADP binding; flavin adenine dinucleotide binding. NCBI's taxonomy places the organism in Eukaryota, Viridiplantae, Streptophyta, Magnoliopsida, Poales, Poaceae. The record is from RefSeq and is a predicted model, not a curated record. The transcript has 4 exons. Bases 121 to 1464 code for a protein of 447 amino acids.
AAGACUUUAUUAUAUAUUGACGAGGAGCUUGCAGAAUCGAAGUAGGAUUUGCAAUUGCAGCCAGCCAAUAUCAGACGAGCAGCGUGUUUGCAGCUCCAUCGGCUCGGCGGAAGAGGCGAGAUGGCGUCGUCGUCCAAGAAGGUCUGCGUGGUGGGCGCCGGCGUCUCGGGUCUGGUCUCCGCCCGCGAGUUGCGCCGGGAGGGCCACGACGUGACGGUCAUGGAGCAGAGCGGCGGCAUUGGCGGGCAGUGGCUGUACGACCCGAGGACCGACGCCGACGACGCCCUCGGCGCGCACAGCAGCAUCUACGCCUCUCUCCGGCUCAACACGCCCAGGGAGAGUACGGGCUUCUCCGACUUUCCCUUUGCCUACCCCAGCAACGACGACGGUGCCGGCGACGGCCGGCGGUACCCGGGGCACGCCGAGUUCCUGAGGUACAUCAGGCGCUUCUGCGACGCGUUCGGGCUCAUGGACGCCGUCAGGCUCAACACCAAGGUCCUGCACGUCGCCCCGUUGGCGCCGCGCAGCCACGGCGACGGCGUGACGCGGUGGACGGUGAGGUGCUCGUCGAGACUUGGUGACUGUCAGGACGAGGCGGUCACCACGGAGGAGACGUUCGAUGCCGUCGUCGUCGCCGUCGGCCAAUUCACCCAGCCAAGGCUCCCCGCAAUCAAUGGCAUGGACAAGUGGAGCAGGAGGCAGCUGCACUCCCGCUCGUAUCGGGUCCCGGACUCCUUCGAAAACCAAGUGGUGGUGGUCGUGGGAUGCCAGGCGAGCGGCGUGGACAUCGCGCUGGAGCUCCGCACGGUGGCGAGAGACGUGCACAUCAGCGUCAAGUCCGUGGACGACGACGUCGCCGUGUCCCCCGGCAUGAGGAAAGCUGUGUCCAGGCACCACAACCUGCACCUCCACGUCCAGAUCGAUAGCUUGUGCGAGGACGGGCAUGUGGUGUUCGCCGAUGGCUCCUCGGUGGUCGCCGACGCCAUCGUCUACUGCACCGGGUACGUCUACUCGUUCCCGUUCCUGGACACGGGAGGCCUGGUCACCGUGGACGACAGCUGCGUCGGCCCGCUGUUCGAGCACACGUUCCCGCCGGCGCUGGCGCCGGCGCUGUCCUUCGUGGGCGUACCAAAGAAGGUGGUGGUGCCGCGGUUCUUCGAGGCGCAGGCGAGGUGGGUUGCGCAGGUGCUGUCUGGCCGAAGGUCGCUGCCGCCGGAGGCCGAGAUGCUGCGCUCAGCGGAGGAGAACAACCGCGCGAGGGGGAAGCACCUGGCGCACGACAUCCUCGACGACUAUGACUACUGCGACGACUUCGGGGAGAAGCACUGUGGGUUCCCGCGGCUGGAGGGCUGGAAGAAGGAGCUCCGUUGGUCGUCCCUCGCGAGGAGACACGACAGCACGGAGAGCUUCCGUGACGUCUACCACGACGACAGCAACUUGAUUCGGGAGGGCUUUCAAGCAUAGGGGCUCAGGCUCGCAGCACAAAAUUCUUAUUCCCUCCGUUCUUUUUUUUUUGAAGUUUUAGUUUAAAAUAAACUGUCCGACAAUAAAUAUUCGAGAACGAAAAUAUUAUUUCUUAAAUCUAUAAUGGAGCGAGAAAAAUAAAAUGGCCUUUAAGA